AUGGCGGGAAACAGGGGGGAGAGUGGGGGUGCGGUGAUGGCGGGAAACUUGAGGAAGCCGAGGACCAUCUCACGCAUUAUCCCUCUCUUCCGCGAGAAGAGGGCUUCGUUUCGGGGCCGCAAGAAGCUUCAUGCCUCUGGAGUUUUCCGGGACCGAAGUAGGGUCUUUCACGGCGGAAUCGCGAUGGCUGCGACCAGCCUCCCGAACAGGACCGGCGCUUGUUACUUCGAAACUGUAGACAACAGCCAUGAUAUCUGGCGAGAACCGGGGGCCCCUCGGCUGUCCGUCUCGGUGUUCCUCAAACAAGUCGGGCUCACCAUCUUCGUGUCAAACGCCCUCUUCCUCGCCCUUCGGCCGCUUCGCCAACCUCGGAUCAUCUCCGACAUUCUCUGUGGUGUGCUGUUAGGUACGUCUGGGUUCUCGCAUAGCCCCUACUUUCAUAAGAUCUUUCCCGAGAGGAGUUACGUGAAGGUCGAGACGGUCGGGUAUCUCGGCCUCAUGUACCAUCUGUUCCUAGUCGGGCUGAGGUUCGACCCAGCCGCGUUGGUGUUGAUCGGGAAGAAGGCUACCUCGAUCGCCCUGGCGGCCUUCUUCCUCCCCGGGAUCGUCGGGAUAAGCACCUUCUACAUAGUGACCAGCUCCAGCGGUUCCAGCGACGCCAACAGGCUCGGCGGCAUGUUCUGGGUGAUAGCCCUGACCUUCACGGGGUCGCCAGUCCUUGCGGAGGUCCUCGCAAGCAUCAAGCUCCUCCACAGCGACAUCGGGAGGACAGCGACGGCCGCAGCCGUGGUCAGUGACGUCUGCGCCUGGGCCCUCGUCAUACUGGUGAUACCCAUGAGCCUGGAGGGCAGAAGCUUCUACUACCCGCUCCUCGCGACCGCCGGGUUCGUGUCGGCGUGCCUCUUCGGAGUCCGCCCAGCCCUUGCUUGGGCGAUCAGGAAGACUUCUGGGGAGGGAAACUACAGCGACGGCUAUGUGGUGGUGAUCCUGAUGGGGGUGUCGGCAUUCGGGAUGAUCACGGACGUGAUCGGAACGCAUGCGAUGGUCGGCGCGUUCGUGUUCGGAUUGAUCAUGCCGAACGGGGAGCUGGGAUCGAGGCUGGUGCUGAAGAUGGAGGAGUGCGUGGACGGGAUCUUGUUGCCUUUCUUCUACGUGCUGUGCGGGGUCCGGGUGAAUCUGUGGGAGAUCAGAGGAGUGGGGAGCUGGGCGCUGACCGUGUUCGUGAUCUGUCUGGGUUGGAUGGCGAAGGUCCUGAGCACGCUCGGCAUCUCCACGUUCUUCAACAUCCAACCUCGGGAAGGCGUUGUCCUAGGAUUGCUCAUGAACUGCAAGAGCCUCCUAGGUUUGGCUCUGCUUGACGUGGCUUGGGACAAAGGGGCCUUGACGGUCCAGCAAUACUCGAUCAUGGUGCUGGCUUUCUUGAUCAUGACAGCAUCGGUGGCUCCGCUCAUCGACCUGGUUUAUGGCCCGACCAAGAGGUUCAUGAACUACAAGAUCCGAUCGGUCCAGGCGACCGGAUCAGACACCGAUUUCCGCGUCCUCUCGUGCAUCUACUCGACGCGCCACAUCGCGCCCAUCAUCAACCUCCUCGAGGUCUCCACGGGCAACAUGCACUCGCGCCUCGCCGUGUUCGGGCUCCACCUGGUCGAGGUGACGGGAUGCACCUCCGCAAUGCUCAUCGUCCACGAUCCGCACCGGCCCACCCGGGUCAACCUGCACGACCAGGCCCAGUCCGAUCACAUCAUGAAGUCCCUGGAGGACUUCGAGUACCAGAACCGGUCCGCGUCGGUCCAGCUCCUGACCAUCCUGUCGCCCUACGAGAGCAUGUGCGAGGAUGUGUGUGGCAUGGCCGAGGACAAGCGCGUCUCCCUCAUCAUCCUCCCGUUCCACCGCCGGUCCAUGACCUCCGGGGCCAUGGAGGACGCAGAGCCCGCAUUCCGGCCCGUCAACCAGAGCGUGCUCGAGAACGCGCCCUGCUCAGUGGCCCUCCUCGUAGACCGCGGGCUUGCGGCAGGGACGAUGCGGCGGACGGAUUCGAACCGCGCCAUGGCCUGCCGGGCCGUCAUGCUCUUUGUUGGGGGCCACGACGACCGCGAGGCCCUCGCCUACGCAUGGCAGAUGGCGGGCCACCGCUCCAUCAACCUCACGGUGGUGAGGUUCCUCCCCGGCAGCAACGUCGUCAACAUCGACCCCAUGGAGCUCCAAGAGCGGCAAGGCAUCCUGACAAUCGUUUCCGACGUCGAGCGGCAGGGGCGGCUCGACGACGUCUACAUCACCGAGUUCCGCCGGAAGAACUCGGGCAACAAUUCGAUAACCUACCGCGAGGUGACGGUGAACAACGGGGAUGAGACCGUGGCGGCGAUAAGGGAAAUGGACCGCGAGUUCGAUCUGUACAUCGUCGGGCGGAGCGAGCGGUCCAUAUCACCCCUCACGUUCGGGUUGGCGGAGUGGAGCGAGUACCCGGAGCUCGGGGCCAUCGGCGACGUACUCGUGUCUUCGAAUUUUAGCAUGCACGCCUCGGUUCUCGUGGUGCAACAAUAUGAUCCGAAGUCCACGGCGGCGGAUGAAGAUGGGAUCGGGAUCUUAGAUAGCUUGGCGUAUUUCAAGAAGUAG
Molecule: messenger RNA, 2613 nt
Organism: Rhodamnia argentea
Lineage: Eukaryota; Viridiplantae; Streptophyta; Magnoliopsida; Myrtales; Myrtaceae
Product: cation/H(+) antiporter 15-like
Exons: 4
Coding region: 1-2613 (870 amino acids)
Biological process (GO): proton transmembrane transport; regulation of pH
Cellular component (GO): endomembrane system; membrane
Molecular function (GO): antiporter activity
Source: RefSeq, a predicted model, not a curated record